GUCUCUCUGCACUUCCAUUCCUGAAGGACCCACACAAUGCUUUCCAAACUAGCAAGUCUGCAGACUGUUGCUGCUCUGCGUCGAGGACUCCACACCUCAGUCACCUCUGGCACAUGUGUUGCAACUAAGAAGACAGUGCAAGGUCCACCAUCCUCUGAGUACAUUUUUGAAUGGGAAUCUAAAUAUGGCACACACAAUUACCAUCCUUUACCUGUGAGAGGAAAAAGCAUUUAUAUGUGGGAUGUGGAAGGCAGGCAGUACUUCAACUUCCUGGGUGCUUAUGGUGCUGUCAGCCAAGGACACUGCCACCCAAAGAUCAUAGAGAUCAUGAAGAGUCACGUGGACAAGCUGACAUUAACAUCUCGGGCUUUCUAUAACAAUGUUCUUGGUGAAUAUGAAGAGUGCAUUACCAAGCUUUUCAACUACAACAAAGUUCUCCCUAAGAAUACAGGAGUGGAGGCCGGAGAGACCGCAUGUAAGCUUGCUUGCUGGUCAUUGGGCUACACCAUGAAAGGCAUCCGGAAAUAUAAAGCAAAGAUUGUUUUUGCUGUUGGAAACUUUUGGGGUCGAACGCUGUCUGUAGUCUCCAGUUCCACAGAUCCGACCAGUUAUGAUGGCUUUGGACCCUUCGUGCCAGGCUUUGAAACCAUCCCAUAUAACGAUAUGCCUGCGCUAGAGUGUGAUUUUCAGGAUCCAAAUGUUGCUGCUUUCAUGGUGGAGCUGAUCCAGGGUGAAGCGGGUGUUAUCGUUCCAGAUCCAGGAUACCUGACGGGAGUUCGAGAACUCUGCACCCGGCACCAGGUCCUGUUUAUUGCUGAUGAAAUACAGACAAGAUUGGCCAGAACUGGUCGAUGGCUAGCUGUGGAUCAUGAGAAUGUCAGACCUGACAUAGUUCUUCUUGGGAAGGCCCUUUCUGGCGACUUAUAUCCCAUGUCUGCAGUGCUGUGUGAUGAUGACAUAAUGCUGGCCAUUAAACCAGGAGAGCAUGGCUCCACAUAUGGCGGCAACCCACUAGGCUGCCGAAUUUAUAUUGCGGUUCUUGAGGUUUUAGAAAAAGAGCAUCUUGCUGAAAAUGCAGACAAGAUGGGCGCCAUCUUGAGGAAGCAGCUCAUGAAGCUGCCCUCUGACGUUGUGACUGCUGUGAGAGGGAAAAGGUUGCUAAAUGCCAUUGUCAUCCCAGAAACCAAAGAUUGUGACGCUUGGAAGGUGUGCCUGCGACUCCGAGAUAACGGGCUUCUGGCCAAGUCAACCCAUGGCGAUAUCAUCAGGCUUGCCCCUCCACUUGUGAUCAAGGAAGAUGAAAUCCGGGAGUCAGUGGAGAUCAUCAACAAGACCAUCUUGUCCUUCUGAGAGUAGGAACUCCGGGGAGCCAUCUUCAGACAGGGCUUUUGUGAAACUCUGCUUGCGAUGGGCAGAUUCGACUUGUCUGUCUCCUAAAAGACAUUUUUUUUGAAUAUAUAUUAUAUAUUUCAGUUGAUGAAUAGUGGAGUGACACCUAGGAACCUGCAG
Messenger RNA from Rattus rattus (black rat), 1509 nucleotides. RefSeq names its product ornithine aminotransferase, mitochondrial-like. The record is from RefSeq and is a predicted model, not a curated record. NCBI's taxonomy places the organism in Eukaryota, Metazoa, Chordata, Mammalia, Rodentia, Muridae. Gene Ontology annotation, cellular component: cytoplasm. Gene Ontology annotation, molecular function: L-ornithine transaminase activity; identical protein binding; pyridoxal phosphate binding.